Molecule: messenger RNA, 4619 nt
Organism: Echinops telfairi (small Madagascar hedgehog)
Lineage: Eukaryota; Metazoa; Chordata; Mammalia; Afrosoricida; Tenrecidae
Gene: UACA
Product: uveal autoantigen with coiled-coil domains and ankyrin repeats
Exons: 19
Coding region: 328-4488 (1386 amino acids)
Molecular function (GO): actin binding
Source: RefSeq, a predicted model, not a curated record
UGACAGGGACGGCCCUGGAAAACACCUUUCAAAAAAUAAGCAAUAGGAGGAGUUACGAGACCUGGCUCAGGGCUGUUUUGACUCACGUGCGGGGCACAUUUCCAAGCAUCAUGAAGGCGGAGAAGGAUGCUGAAGAUGAAGGCGGUGUCUUUAGAGAUGCAAGCUAAGUGUGGCCCAGCAGAGGAUUGUUGAGCAGGACAAGCUGGAUGGAGAGGGUCUGAGUCACUCCCUGGGAGUUGGUCUGCGGGCUGGCUUUGUUCGCUGCAGAGAUUCGUAAGCUACUGCGAAGUAGUUUGCUGUUAGCAACAAGCAAGGAAACGGUCUGUGAUGAAGUGUUGGCUUUCUUGUGCUCCUGCUCAAAAGAGACAUGCGCCAGACUGGAGUAAAUACGAUGACCGGUUGAUGAAAGCAGCAGAAAGGGGGGAUGUAGACAAAGUGUCUUCAAUCCUUGCUAAGAAGGGGGUCAAUCCAGGCAAACUAGACGUUGAAGGCAGAUCUGCCUUCCACGUGGUGGCUUCCAAAGGGAGGCUUGAAUGUUUGAACGCCAUCCUUCUACAUGGAGUUGAUAUCACAACUAGUGACACAGCAGGGAGAAAUGCUCUUCAUCUGGCUGCAAAAUAUGGACAUGCAUUGUGCCUACAAAAACUUCUACAGUACAAUUGCCCGACUGAACACGCAGACCUACAGGGGAGAACCGCACUUCAUGAUGCAGCUAUGGCCGAUUGUGCUUCCAGCAUCCAGCUGCUGUGUGACCAUGGGGCCUCUGUCAAUGCCAGAGACGUAGAUGGGCGGACACCACUGGUCCUGGCUACUCAGAUGUGUCGGCCAACAAUAUGUCAACUGCUGAUAGACAGAGGAGCAGAUCUUAAUUCCAGAGACAAACAAAACAGAACGGCUCUGAUGCUUGGUUGUGAGUAUGGCUGCAAAGAUGCCGUCGAAGUCUUGAUUAAAAAUGGUGCUGAUGUGAGCUUGCUGGACUCCCUGGGACACGACAGCCCUUACUAUGCAAGAAUCGGCGACAAUCUGGACAUUCUCACCUUGCUGAAGGCUGCAUCAGAAAAUACCAGCAAAGGAAGAGAGCUUUGGAUGAAAGGACCAGCUGUGCAACAGUGGCAUUUGACGCAUAUGCAAGAAGAAGUCAACACAAAGUCACAUCAGAGGGAGCACCAGACCGUGCAGGACCUGGAGAUGGAAAAUGAAGAUCUGAAAGAGAGGCUGAGAAAAAUCCAACAGGAACAAAGAAUACUGGUGGACAAAGUCAACAGCUUACAGCUCCAGCUAAACGAGGAAGUCAUGGUUGCUGACGAUCUGGAAAGUGAGAAGGAAAAGCUGAAGUCGCUCUUGGCAACAAAAGAAAAGCAACAUGAAGAAAGCUUACGCGCGAUUGAAGCUCUGAAAAACAGACUUAAAUACUUUGAGAGUGAUCAUUUCGCAUCAGGAAGUCACUUCAGUAGCCGUAAAGAAGAGGCACUGCUGAAACAAGGUCAAGUAUACGUGGCGGACUCACAGUGCCCUCCCACAGGGCUGCCGGCCCCUGGGCAGAGCAGGUCGAUGUGGAGGCCGCUGGAGUUCUCCCUACCCACACAGACCUCCUACUCGGAGAGUGAACUCUUAAAGAAGGAGCUGGACGCUAUGCGAGCCUUCUGUGAGUCCGCCAAACAAGACAGGCUCCAGCUCCAAAACGAACUGGCGCACAAGGCGGCCGAGUGCCAGGCCUUAGCGCUGGAGUGUGACCGGGUCAAGGAGGACUCGGACGAGCAGAUCAGGCAGCUGGAGGACGCCUUGAAGGAUGUGCAGAAGCGCAUGCUUGAGUCCGAAGGCAAAGUGAAGCAGAUGCAGACCCAUUUCCUCGCCCUCAAAGCGCACCUCGCCGGGGAGGCGGCGACGGGCAGUGCCAGGCUGGCCGAGGAGCUGCAGGAUCAGCUGAAAGACAUGAAAGCGAAAUACGAAGGUGCGUCCGCGGAAGUGGGCAAGUUACGGAACCAAAUGAAGCAAGACGAGCUGCUGGUGGAGGAGCUGAAGAGGGCAGAAGGCAAGCUGAGGGAGGCACACCGGCUGCUGCAGAAGGAGCACGGUCUAUCUGAAGGGGAGCGAGAGACGAAGGGCAGGAAGGUCACCGAGCUGGAAGGGCAGCUCGAAGAACUGGCAGCCCAGCUCGCCCUCUCGGUGCCGACGGAAAGGUUCGAAAGCAUGAAGAGCGUGUUGGCGAAGGAAGUGAACGAGAAAGCCAAGAAACUAGCAGAGCUGGAAAGAGACUCGGAGAAAGCCCGCAGCGACGUUCGGCAACUGAAGAGAGAGCGCGAGACCCUGAAGGCCCAGCUGGCUCAGCAGGUGACGCCCGCGGAGCACGAGGCGGUCAAGAGCAGGCUAGAGCAGAGGUCGGGGGAGCUGGGGAAGAGGGUCGCCGACUUGACCUUGAACAACCAGACCCUGCAGAAGGAACUGGAGAAGGCGCUGCUGGACAAGAAGCUGCUGGGCCAGCAAGUGCACAACUUAAGCCUGGAAAUGAAAAGCCACUACGUGCCUUUACAAGCCAGCGAGGACAUGCAGAAGUCGCACGGCGCCCUGGUCGACAAUUUGAACAGCAGGCUGUCGCAGGUAACACAGCAAUAUUCUGACAAGAAGCUGGAGACGGAGAAGUUGCUGGUGGAGAACCAGCGUCUCGCUAAGCAGGUCAGCCGCCUGGAGUCCGCGUGCAUUCCGCCCGAGAUACACGAAAAGGAGACGGCGGCUCUGAAAUCCACUGUCGCCGAACUCGAGAAGCAGCUCGCGGGGCUCCAUCAGAAACGCGGGGAAGACCGAGAGCAAGUGCGCGCGCUCGCGUCCGAGAACGCAAACUUGAAGAAGACCUUCAGCCAUCAGUACUUGCCGGUGAAAACCCACGAGGAGGUCAAAGCCGCCCUGAGCAGCACGCUGGACAAGACGAACCGCGAGUUGUCAGACGCCAAGAAAAGACUGGAAGACAAGACGCAGGACUGCCUGCAGGUCAAGCGCGAGAACGAGGCACUGCGGCGCGACCUAGACAGCGCGCAGCAGCGGAUGUGCACCGAGUACAUUAGCCUGCAAGCGCACGAGGAGAAGCUGCGGGCCAGCUCCCAGGCGGGCCAAGAAGAGAUCGCGAGGCUGCACGCGGAAAUAGGAGCCCAGAGGAAGGAGCUGGACACCAUCCAGGAGUGCAUUAAGCAAAAGUACGCUCCGAUGGCCAGCCUCGAAGAGAGCGAGAGGAGGCGGAAGGCCGUGGAGAAGGAGCUGAAGGAGCGGCUGUCGGAGCAGACCCGGAGGAAGAGUGUCCAGGAAGAGGAGGCCAAGCAAAGCAAGCAGGAGCUUGACAAGCUGCAGAAGGAGCUCGUCUCCCUGCAGAAAGACCUGCAGGAGAAGGCCGCCCUCCUUGAGAAUGCUCAGGAGCUGGCGAGAUCGUCCAGCAGGAAAGCCGACGAGCUGGACAAAGAGCUGCAGGACCUGUCACGGAAGCACGCCGAGGUGAAGCAGCAGAAGGAGAAGCUCGCCGAGGAAACUGCCCAACGGGCGGCCGAGGUCCUCGCAGCACAAACGCUUUUGCAGAAGCAGCCCGUCCCCCUGGAGCAGGUGGAGGCGCUGAAGAGAUCUCUGCAGGGCACCAUUGAGAAGCUGCAGGAAGAGCUGAAGGCGAAGCAAAGGUGUCACGAGUCGGAGCAGCAGACGGUGGCUCAGCUGCAACAGAGGUUGGAGAACCAAAAGAAGUCCUCCGUGCCCCUGGGGGAGCAUCUGCAAAUGAAGGAAGCCCUGGAGAAAGAAGCGGGGCUCCUCCGAGCCAGGCUGAAAGACAAGGAAGCGGAGAGCCAGCACAGGAGCGCAGAGGUCGCCCGACUCCAGUCGGAGGUUCGCAGCACCAAGCAAGCGCUCCAGAAACUAGAGACCAGAGAGGUGGUGGAUCUGUGCAAAUUCAAAACAAUGAAAAGCGACCUGGAGACGCAGAUUUCCAACUUAAAUGAAAAACUGGCCCAGCUGAAUCGGCAGUACGAGGACGCGUGUGAGGAGGUUCUGCAUGCCAAAAAGAAGGAUGUCCCUGCCAACGAGGAGAAGGAGCCGCGCCAUGUUAGCAUCGAGCAAGAAAUCAAAGACCAGAAAGAGCGAUGUGAUAAGUCCCUGACCACGAUCACAGAGCUGCAGAGGAGGAUACAGGAGUCCGCGAAACAAAUUGAAGCGAAAGAUAACAAGAUAACGGAGCUGCUGAACGAUGUAGAAAGACUAAAACAGGCCCUCAACGGCAUUUCACAACUCACCUACCUGAGUGGGAGUCCCGCCAAGAGACAGAGCCAACUGGUUGAGGCUCUGCAGCACCAAGUAAAAUGCCUGCAGCAGCAGCUGGCUGAUGCUGACAGGCAGCACCAAGAAGUAAUUGCCAUCUAUCGGACGCACCUUCUUAGUGCUGCACAGGGUCACAUGGAUGAAGAUGUCCAGGCAGCCUUACUCCAGAUCAUACAGAUGCGGCAGGGGCUGGUUUGCUAGCGGUUCCAGGCGACUUGCCCCAUCUGCCUGUCUGCCGGUGCCGAGUAAUCACUGCGCAACUUCACAGCCCUGUCUGCCGGGCCCUCCUUGUGUGCUCCCCAAAUGAAAAUAAAGUGUGUUUUGUUCCAUCA